AUGGUGUAGAAGGCGCGAACGCAAAAUCGGACUAUCUAUUGUCAAUCAUGGUGGAAUUGUGCUGUUUCCGACUAGUAUCUGACAUCCGGCAAUGGCAUUCUUCCGGUUAGCUUACCUAUUCAACCGCGAAAGGCGGAUUCAACGGUAUUCCUGCGUUUUUCGAGAGCCGCGGCGAGGAUGACGUCCUGUUUCGAGAAUAUGCAGGUGCCGUCCUGCGUCUGGUUCGAGGGCGGCGAGAAGAGAAACGCACUUAUUUCGAUGCUUGCAGGCACACUGUUUUUCGUAGGAUGGUGGUUUAUAAUAGAUGCGCAUGCAAAAUAUCCUGAUGAAAUGUCAAAUGCGUACCAUGUUUGUGGAGUAUUUGGUACUAUAUCACUUUUCAUGGUCAAUUCAGUAACAAAUGCACAGAUAAGAGGAGAAGCUUAUAAUGGUGGUUGUUUAGGAGCAAGAGGUGCUCGAAGUUGGCUGUUUAUUGGGUUUGUCAUGGGAUUUGCAGCAGUAAUAGCAGCCUGUUGGAUCUUGUUUGCCAACUUCGUAGCGGCAGGUAGCGCACCACAUCAUUGGCCAGGAGUAGGAUUGUUCUUGCAGAAUAUUUUCAUUUUCCUGGGCUCGCUCACAUAUAAAUUUGGUCGAUCCGAGGAUCAAUGGGGUUAAUAGAUGUGCGUGUUGCUGGUGUAAAAUAUUUUUAUUGCCGCAUAGUCAAAUCGGCACCAAGCGAAGCUCAGUUGGAGAAACUCAACAUCAACAUUCGAGCGUGAAAUUAAAUUCGAUUACAACAAAUUAUUCUUAUUGUAAACAUUUCCUUAUACAUGUGACAAUUUUUAUUUAUAUCAGAACCGUGAAAAUAGAUAGCAAUUACAAGUUACAAAUAUGCAUAUAUAUAUAUAUAUAAUUUACUGUAAAUGUAAGGAAACUAGAUUAUUAACUUUUGUGUGAUAGAAUUAUACACUACGCUACGCUAAUAAUUUUAAAUCAUAUCGAUAACUUUUCGAUCUGUGCAUUAUCAGAUCCCAUAUUUAUACAUCUUUUUCAUUGUUUCGUUGGUAUCUUCUAUUUGAUACUUUUACAAGAAAGAUAAUCACAAAUGUCUGAUAUAUUGAAGUUAAAUAAAUGAACUGUGUCCAAGAAAAAA
Messenger RNA from Acromyrmex echinatior (Panamanian leafcutter ant), 1132 nucleotides. Its product is annotated as transmembrane protein 50A. Lineage: Eukaryota; Metazoa; Arthropoda; Insecta; Hymenoptera; Formicidae. The record is from RefSeq and is a predicted model, not a curated record.